GUUACAUUAUGUUACUCGAGUCUUAGAUCUUCACCCCGAACGAGGCAAAAUCACUAUGACCGAAGUGAUGCCUCACAUCCAGAGCAAUCUGGACUGCCUGAAAACUAUGCAAUCAACCACAAGUAUGGCGGACCUAUCUGUAAAUGUGCCUCGACUUCAAUUGCGGCCGAUGGUUGCUUUGAUAGCGUCUGCUAAUCCCAAAUUGCAGUAUCAAGCCGCACGGAAGAUGGUGAAUGAGUCCGGUUCAGAGUCUCUAUCGUUUUCUCGAGAUAUCACUCGGGCUGGUGCUGAAGUGAAUGAAGACUCUGACAGGUAUGUGCAUCUGGAACAAGCAGAGAAGAGUCACCUGCCCGACAACACUCCCCGCAACGUCCUGCAAUUUAUGAGCAUAUUCAUACUAUUUAGGAGCACGACCCAAGAGCAACAUGUGCGGGAUAUUAGCGGCAAUGGGAUUGUCAACACUGUGACGAACGAUCCUGCCGCAGAAGGAGAGCAAGGAGGAAUGGCAGCAAGAUUCAACACAGGUCUGGCAAGGCCUUUCCCACUAGCCAGCCUCAAAUGA
Exophiala xenobiotica is the source of this 562-nucleotide messenger RNA. RefSeq lists its product as uncharacterized. The transcript is spliced from 2 exons. Lineage: Eukaryota; Fungi; Ascomycota; Eurotiomycetes; Chaetothyriales; Herpotrichiellaceae. The coding region runs from base 56 to 562 and encodes 168 amino acids. The record is from RefSeq and is a predicted model, not a curated record.